Paramecium tetraurelia is the source of this 1431-nucleotide messenger RNA. RefSeq lists its product as uncharacterized. The record is from RefSeq and is a predicted model, not a curated record. Gene Ontology annotation, molecular function: protein binding; nuclear import signal receptor activity. Gene Ontology annotation, biological process: NLS-bearing protein import into nucleus. The transcript is spliced from 4 exons. NCBI's taxonomy places the organism in Eukaryota, Ciliophora, Oligohymenophorea, Peniculida, Parameciidae. Gene Ontology annotation, cellular component: nucleus; cytoplasm.
AUGGUAGGUUGCACGAUCCCGAUAAUAAAAGAGAAAAAUGUUUAAAAAAUAUAUAAUUUAAUACCAAAUUCAUUACCUGAUGAAAUGAAAGAGUCUCUGAAAUCUUCUGUAGACAAUUUUGCUAAAGAAGAUUCUGAUUUAGAAAAAAUUGAAGAUUAUGUAUCAAAAGUCAAUUCAGAUGAUAUUAAUAUUUCAUAUUAUGGACUUAAUCGAUGCCGAAAAUUAUUGAGCAAUGCUAAGUAAUCUAUACCUACAGAAUCACUUAUUGAUUUGAUUCUUAAAACUAAUGUUCACAUAAAAGUUUUUGAUAUAGCCAAAAACAAUAGUAUUCCAUUGUUAAAAUAUGAGGCUCUCUGGAUAGUUUGUAACAUUGGAUGUGGAACUUAAAAAUAAAUUUAAAAUAUUUUAGAUAAUGAUGGAAUUAAUAUUCUUUUUCUGGCGCUUGAAUCUGAAUAUGAUGAAAUAAUUGAAUUAGGAGUUUGGGCAUUAGCAAAUAUUUCAGGGGACAAUGUUUAAUUUAGAGAUUUGCUAUUAAAUCAAGGAAUAGUAGAACCCUUAAUCAAAUUAGCAAUGCGGUAUAUAACUGAUACCUCUGACGUCUUUAAAACUAUUGUGUGGGCAAUUAGUAAUUUAGCCAGAGGAAAACCAACCCCAAAAAUUUAUUAAAAGGAAUUAAUGUCGAUUCUUUCAGAAAUAAUAAAUAAUAUUGAGGACGAAGAAUUGUUAAUAGAUGCUUGUUGGGGUUUGAGUUAUUUAAGCGAAUAAGAAAAUCAUAUAGAUACAUUAAUUGGUUUUGGCAUUGUUGAUAAAUUAGCUCUACUACUAUAAUCAGAAAAAUAAUCUCUUGUAAUUCCUGCUUUAAGAAUAAUAGGGAAUAUUUUGACUGGAAAUGAGGAAUAAACAAAUCAUGUUUUAAAUACUGGAGUGCUAUCAAAAUUUGAAAUUCUGCUUAAACAUAAAAAUAAAGCAAUUCGCAGAGAAAUUUGUUGGUCUUUGUCUAAUAUUGCUGCUGGUACUGCAGCCUAAGUAAAAUAAAUCAUCAGAAAUGAUUCCCUUUUGAGUUCUUUGUUUGAAGAAUUAGAAAAAGGAACCCCAGAAAUAAAAAAAGAAAUUGCCUUCAUUCUAUCAAAUUCUGUUAUUUAUGCAGAAUUAAAAGACUUAGAUCAUCUUGUUAUGUCUCAUGGAUUAAUUUAAAAAUUAUCUAGCCUUUUAGAUAUGAGUGAUAAAACAGUUAUUUAAGUAAGUCUGGAGGGAAUUUUUGAAUUUCUAAAAAGAUUUUAACAUGAUGAAAAAUUUGAAAUCUAUAAAUAAAUUAUCAAAGAGUCAAACUUGAUAGAAAAAGUAGAAUAAAAAUAGACUCAUUCAUCUAAUGUAAUUUAUGAGAACUCUAUUAAAAUUUUGAAUUUUUUGGAUCCUGAAGAAUUUAUCUGA